This is a messenger RNA of Chenopodium quinoa (quinoa), 2154 nucleotides long. Its product is annotated as DEAD-box ATP-dependent RNA helicase 38-like. Gene Ontology annotation, biological process: poly(A)+ mRNA export from nucleus. The transcript is spliced from 8 exons. The coding region runs from base 248 to 1747 and encodes 499 amino acids. Gene Ontology annotation, molecular function: RNA helicase activity; RNA binding; ATP binding. NCBI's taxonomy places the organism in Eukaryota, Viridiplantae, Streptophyta, Magnoliopsida, Caryophyllales, Amaranthaceae. The record is from RefSeq and is a predicted model, not a curated record. Gene Ontology annotation, cellular component: nucleus; cytoplasmic stress granule.
AGGUGAAGUAAACGGAGCCUUACACCCUUAAUAGUCGGUGUUAAUUAAGCCUUCCCGAAUUUCCCAUUUACAGAUAAUAAUCUUCAUUAGCGUUCCUUCAAAGAAAAAAAAACAAAAAAUUCAUUAGCGUAAAAAAGCAGCGCGGCAAACGCACUAUAUAUACGCCUCCCUUUUUUUCCACCUCACUCUCUCUCUCCUUUCAACUCUGAUUUCCUUCUCUCUUUUUUAAGCUUCCUCGAACUCAUCAAUGGCGGAUUCCACAGAAACCACCGUCAAAACUACAUCCACAGAUGAAGCGCCGGAAACUUCUUCCGCCACUUCAACUCCGCCGGAAACCUCUUCCGACACCACAAUCCCACCGGAAAUCAAGCCGGCAGAAGUUAAACGUUCUUGGGGCGACGAAGUAGACGACGAAGAAUUAGCCGUCGAUCAGCUUUCAAUCAAAGAGAACCAAGACUUGGAUGAGCCUGAAGAUUCCAACAUUAAAGCGGUUACGACGGGAGAUACACCGUAUACAUCAGCGAAGAAGUUUGAAGAUUUGAAUUUGUCUGAGGAAUUACUCAAGGGUUUGUACGUUGAGAUGCGAUUCGAAAGGCCGAGUAAAGUUCAAUCUGUUACUUUGCCUAUGAUUUUGACACCACCGCACAGAAAUUUGAUUGCUCAAGCUCAUAAUGGAUCUGGAAAAACUACCUGCUUUGUUUUGGGAAUGUUGAGUCGUGUUGAUCCUAAGCAACAAGCUCCUCAAGCUCUCUGUAUUUGCCCCACCAGAGAAUUGGUUAUUCAGAACUUAGAGGUGCUGCAGAAGAUGGGGAAGUAUACUGGAAUUACUGCAGAGAGAGCAAUCCCUGAAAAUUUGGAUAAUCCAACACAUACUCCAAUUAAUAAGCGAGCUCCAGUAACAACCCAAGUGAUAAUUGGGACUCCUGGUACAAUUAAAAAGUGGAUUUCAUUAAGAAAAUUGUCUUUAUCUUAUAUGAAGAUCCUGGUGUUUGAUGAAGCUGAUCACAUGUUAGCUGCGGAUGGCUUCAAGGAUGAUUCUCUUAGAAUUAUGUCUGAUAUCAAGAAAAGUGCUCCUAAAUGUCAGGUGUUGCUGUUUUCUGCCACUUUUAGUGAAUUGGUGAAGCAGUUUGUUACAAGAGCAAUUCCAGAUUACAAUCAAUUAUUUGUCAAGAAGGAAGAACUAUCGCUGGAGUCAGUGAAGCAGUAUAAGGUUCGUUGCCCCGGUGAACUGGAAAAAAUUCAGGUUGUUCGUGAGAAAAUACUGGAGUUGGGUCAAAAGGUUGGCCAGACCAUCAUAUUUGUGCGCACAAGAAACAGUGCUAGCUAUCUUCAUAAGGCACUUGUGGAUUUGGGUUACGAAGUUACAACUAUUCAAGGUGCUCUUUCUCAUGAAGAUAGAGAUAAAAUAGUGAAAGAGUUCAAAGACGGGUUAACCAAAGUUCUUAUAUCCACUGAUGUUCUUGCUAGAGGCUUUGACCAGUCACAGGUCAACUUGGUGGUUAACUAUGAUCUUCCAGUGAAGCAUGAUGUUAAGACAGAGCCUGACUGUGAGGUAUAUUUGCAUAGAGUAGGACGAGCAGGACGUUUUGGGCGUAAAGGCGCAGUAUUCAAUUUGAUUUGUGAUGAAAGAGACAAUAUGAUUAUGGAGAAGAUUGAGAAUCAUUUUGGAACUAAAGUAGUUGAGGUGCCUGAUUUUAGAAGUGAGGCUGACUUUGAAGCAGCUCUUAAGGAAGCUGGGUUAGUUUGAGGUUUCAAGAGUGCAGUUUAUUAUGAAGAAGUGGAACUAUGGAUGAUACCACCAGUGAGUGUUGUGUUGAUUUUAUACCGAUUUUUAUAUUUUGUACCAUAACUCAUUCGGUCUGGUUCUUUUUGAGGCUAUCUGUAAUUUAUUGAGUCAAACAGUGAGAUCUCUCAGUUGGUUAUUGGCUACAUAUUUUUCCAUGUCUGUGUUCUUAGCUUUAAGGAGGAUAUAUCCAAUUGAGAACAGAUGAAAUGCAAUUAAGAAUUGGCUAUGAAAUAUCUCUAGUUAAAGGAACUCUGUCUACUAUUGCUGGAACUUUAGCUUCUGGGGUCUUUGGAAUCGAGAUUGUAUGUGUACCAGUUUGACAGUGGUUUUGAUAAGUUAAUUAAUGUCCAAAAUGAUGUCUUCUGAAA